UCGUGUAGAAAUUAAAAAUUGCGCGAGGUAGCGGCGUGUUCCCCCUGGAUUAAAUAAAUUAUUGUUAGCAAUUAUCUUGUUAUAUCAUCUUAAAUCAAUAUUUAAUUCUUAGUUAUCAUUAAGUAGAAGAGUAGUUUCAAAAUGGAAUACAUAACACCUGAAAAUGAAAUUGCUCUUAGUGGCGCACGAAUAUUAUGUUGUCAAUGUGCCGUUCCUAUAGAGCCCAAUCCAUCCAAUAUGUGUGUGGCUUGUUUGAGGGCCAAUGUAGACAUUUCAGAGGGUAUACCUAAACAAGCAACCCUUUUCUUCUGCAGAGGAUGUGAAAGAUAUCUACAGCCACCAGCUGAAUGGGUAGUUGCUGCACUGGAAUCUCGUGAGCUUCUAGCUCUCUGCUUAAAAAAACUGAAAGGCCUAAACAGAGUCAAGCUCAUAGAUGCUGGAUUUGCGUGGACUGAACCACAUUCUAAGAGGAUAAAGGUGAAACUGACAGUACAAGGAGAAGUGAUGGGUGGAGCAGUACUUCAACAAACAUUCAUUGUUGAGUUCACAGUACAGCAUCAGAUGUGUGAUGCCUGCCACCGUUCUGAAGCGCAGGACUACUGGCGUGCUCUAGUACAAGUGAGACAAAGAGCUAACAACAGGAAAACUUUCUACUAUUUAGAACAGCUUAUUUUGAAACACAAGGCACAUGAAAACACUCUUGGAAUUAAACCUAAACAUGAUGGUUUAGAUUUCUUCUAUGCAACUGAGAGUCAUGCACGCAAAAUGGUAGAUUUCAUUCAGUCAGUUCUGCCAAUAAAAUGCCAACAUUCCAAGAAGCUGAUAUCACAUGAUAUUCACAGUAAUAUUUAUAACUAUAAGUUCACAUUUAGUAUUGAGAUUGUCCCUUUGUCCAAGGACAGUGUUGUGUGCCUGCCCAAGAAGUUAACACAGCAACUGGGAGCCAUAUCUCCAAUCUGUUUGGUGAAUAGAGUGACAAGUACCAUACAUCUGAUUGAUGCCAGAACUGGUCAAGUUUGUGAUGUGUCAGCUACAGUUUACUGGAGGAACCCAUUCCAACCAAUAUGUAAUCCGAAACAACUAGUAGAAUAUAUUGUGAUGGACAUUGAUAUAUUGAAAGAACAUGAAAAGAAAUCCUUCCCUGGGCAAGGUAUGGUGUCGAAUAAACAUGUGGUGGCUGAUGUGUGGGUUGUUAAAGCAAGUGAACUUGGAUUAGAUGUCAACCCUGUCCACACCAGAACACAUCUAGGACAUAUAUUGAAGCCUGGUGAUACAGUUUUAGGCUACAACAUCGGUGAUUCAAACGUAAACGACGUCAACUUUGACAAAUUGGACCGCAGUUUGAUUCCUGACGUGUUCUUAGUGAAGAAGUUUUACGGCGAGAAGUCUGCUAGGAGGCGCGCACGCGCAUGGAAACUUAAACACAUGGCCGAGGAACUACAUGAAGGACUUAGUUCUACUAAUGAGGAUUACAAUGACUUCUUGGAUGAUUUGGAAGAGGACCCAACCUUCAGACAGAACAUUAAUAUAUUCAAGGACGAGAACAAAAUACCAGUUGACACUGACGAGAUUGACCCUUCCCUGCCUCGGAUCACACUCGCCGAAAUGUUAGACGAUAUGGUCAUUGAAGACGUCGACAUGACCGAAGUUUAAUACUAAAUAUUUAAGUUAUAUAUUCG
Molecule: messenger RNA, 1679 nt
Organism: Spodoptera exigua (beet armyworm)
Lineage: Eukaryota; Metazoa; Arthropoda; Insecta; Lepidoptera; Noctuidae
Source: the annotation of a GenBank genome assembly